AUGGUACAUGAUCACGCGGGGCCCCUUGGCGGCGAGACUGGGGACGGAACACGGGAACACUCGCCCUCCGCCGUCCGCUCUGCUCCACCGCAGCAGCGAAGCAGAGGGGUGCAGAAGGCAUCUCAGAGGAGAGGGAGCGAGACCAUGUACUUCGUGUAUGGUUGCCCGAAGGUGCUAUCCUUGCGCCCGGAGCCCAAGCCUGGAGAGCAAAUCCUCGAGGUCGCGUUCAACCCGUCCGGGUCCCUGCUUGCCGUAGCGUCCACCUCGCGAUUGUGCCUCUGGUCGGGCGGCAAGGACCAUGUCCCUCUGGGCACCCUGACGCUUCCGCUGCGUGGCCUAGCAGGCACGAGCCUGCUGUGGAAAAGAGACUCGAGUUUGCUCGGAAUUGUGUCGUCUGCUGGAAAGCUGGUGCUGGUUUCGGUCAAGCGGAGAGCCGGGGCGAGGCCGGCGAGCGAGAGGUUUGCUCUGCCGGACUGGAUCGAGCCUCAGCACGCUAGAACGGCGGCGGAAAACGAUGGCGAAGAGCGAGACGCGUGGGCUGACCCGGUGGAAGCGGACCUCGCGAUGGUUUCUACGGUGGAGUCCAUAGGGUCGGAGGCGUCGGCCAUGUGCCUCGGGCGGUUCGGGCAGCACGUGCUUCUCGGCACUGCCAGUGGAUCGAUCUACGGGGUAUCCUGGGAGGGGCAAAUCCUGUGCUGUUAUGACAUCGUACCGGGGCCGAGUCCCUCGCCGAGAGUGAACAGCAGCGGCGGCGGCGGCAGCGGCGGCCAUCUGGAGCAGGGCGAGACGGAGCCGGGCACCCGGCGGUUCGGGGGGCAGGGAGCGUCGUCCAUGUCCUUCAACGACACGCUGCAGCUGCUAGCGCUUACGGCGACAGACGGCAGCUUCUUCCUGGGGAAGCUGUCGAAGACCACGUGCUGGCUCCGCAACAUCGCCGUCGCCGACCGGUCAAGGGCUACGGCCGCCCCGCCCUCCGCCGCCGCUGGCCGAAAACCCAACUCGGCAGCGCCUCCUUCCUUUCUCGCUAACGCCGACGGCGACAACCAAGAAAUAGGCUGGGGGUGGAGACUACUGGGCACGGGGCGCAACGCGGUGGCUGCGGCGGUCGACGCGCUGUCUUCCCCCCGCUCCAAUACCGAUGGCGUUUUUUUUUCGGGCGGGGACGGCGGCGAGGAGUCGAGCGCGGCAGCGGGGGGCGGCGAGAGCGGCGAUACGGCCGGUACGGGAGCCGUGGGCGUGGAGUUCAGUGCAAAAGGCGGCCUGAUGGCGGUUGCCCUUGCGGAUGGAACGGUGCUCCUGGCCCGGGUCGAGCGUUACACGAGCGGGGUCAGGGCUCGGCACAAGCUCCAGAUAUCGAACAGCAUGCUCCACCGCUCCGAUAGCCACAGGCUUGAGGACUACUUAGCGGACGAGACGCUUCGUGCCGAGCAGGGGCUUGGGGACGUGAGCGAGGGCGACGGAAAAGGAGGUGUGACGUCACCGCCAGACGCGCGGACUCGCACGUUCUCGAGGGAGGGGACGAUGUCCUCCCUCUGGGGCGUCGAAGUCCACCACCUCAAUUGCCUCUCGCUGGACCCCUGGCUCGGCCCGGGCGACGGCGGCGGCGGAGGGGAGAGUCUUCUGGGCCCUGCGGGGAGGGUGUUGUCCCUCUGCUUCUCUGCGGACGGCGGGGCCCUCGCCGUGGGCCACGAGGGAGCCCUGACGGUCUGGAGCACCGAAGACGGCACCCGCCUCGUCUGCACCACGACCGAGUCUCGAGACGACCUGGAUGGCUACGAGGGCGCGGCGGCGGCGGCGGCGGCGGCGGCGGCGGCGGCGGCGAACGGGGUGGCGCCGCCGAACGGCGGCUACGGGGACGACGACGGGCACCGGGAGUCAUCCUCGGAGCCGCCGCUGUCGCCGUCUCGGGCGGCCCGCGGGACGCUCGAUCUCAUUGCCGGCGGCGCGAGAGCGCUGUCGUGGGAGAGGGAGGGGUAUCGCCUCAUGUCGGUUGGGAGCGCGGUCGGGGCGGCGGCGGGUGUCGGCGGCGAUGCCGGGGCGCAGGGCAUCGUGGCCUUCGACUUCCUGAGGAGAGCGAGGUCCAAUCUGUCCAGCUCGCUGCUGUCUCUGCAGGGCUCCGACCGCAUCGCUUUGGUGGACUCGCAGCCGUGGAGCGCGCAGGUUCUCCUGUGGAGGGUGCUACCGGUGCACCCGGGUUAUCUUUCCUCCAACGCUCCUUUGCGUCACGUGAGCACGAGCCGAGCCGGGACCUACGUGGCCGUGGCGGGGUCUCGAGGCUUCGCGGUUUACAGCCGGCCCACCAACCGAUGGCGGCUCUUCGGGAACAUCGAGCAGGAGCGAGAAGUGCAAGUGGCUGGGAUGUGUUGGUGGGGGGAGUCUGCCCUCGUGGUGGCGUCUCGGCAUAAGCACGGCUUCAUCCUGCUGCUGUUCUCGAGGAAGCACCUAAGCUCGGACGCCCUCAUGAUCCCGCCGAUACGGCUACCCGUGGGCAUGCGACCCUUGUUCAUGCAGGCUGUUCAGGAGGGGGGCUCCAGGCCUGGCACCGACGUCCUGUUCCUCCUCGUGGCUGGAUCAACGUCCUACCUUCUUUACCGCUUGAGCUGCACCGGCGGGGUCUUCGAGGCGGGGAACUUGACCUACAGCGUGCUCCACGAGGGGCCGCUGCCGCACGUACUCGGCAACAUGGAGCCCGACCAGCACUACACCGACCCGUCGCCGUCGUCCGACCCUAAUCCCGACGAAGAGACCCCGACCGAACACCGGCCGAUCGCGGCGGAUACCGCCCCCGGAGCGGCGGCGGCGACAGGCGGUGGGCCGGGUGGUAGCGGCAGCCCCAACAGCGGCGGCAGCCGCGACGUUAAAGGGGGAUUCGCGGUUGGGGCGGGGAUGGGGGGGUGGGGCCAGGGUGAGAAGAGGAAGGCGAGGCGGGAGGGCGGCGAUUUGCCGGAGAUCGGUCCUCCCAAGCGCGUGAUGCUGCUGCCCGAGGUUCAUCCUCGGUCUAUCGCCUUGCUAGACUUCGACGGGAACAUGGUGACGAUGGAGAUGAGCAGCGGGAUGGUCAGGAGGGUGGCAGAGGGCGUCGAGUCCGUGGUCGACCUAACGGGCGUGUCCGAAGCUUGGGAGGUGUGGGAGAUGCCGCUGCUUGUCCACCCCUGCUACCUUCUGCGAAGGAAGGGCAGAGUGGGUGGCGGCGGCGGCGGCGGCGGCGGCGGCGGUCGUCGGUGGGAGCAAAGGCCGGGUGAUGGUGAUGAUGGUGAUGAGGGCAGCGAAGAAGAAGGUACCGAGGAAUUUUCCGUGUGGUGUCCGGCCAUGCGCCUUGACCCCUGCCCCCCCUCGGUGCAGCGACUGCUGACCCCGGGGAGAGCGACGGGUUCCGGGGGAGGGCACGGAAUGACGCCGUCCCCGGUCUUUUCGCUCGAUCCGGGAGCGAGCUGCGACCCAGAGCGGGUGGAUCUGGGGCUGCAACCGUUGCUGGGCACGAUGGUCCACGCCUCCCAGGGAGGUGGGCCUUCUUCGCUUUCUUCCUUGCCCCCGUCGUUCUACGUCAGACCCCGGCGCACCAGCGCGGUUGCCCUAAAGAACGACCUGCCGAGGCCCCUGCGCGUUGCCCUCAGCCCAGAGAACGAGAAUCACCCCAACACGCUCGUGCCCGUAGACGCGGAGGUCCUGCGGCUGUGGAAGUCUCCACGAACCCUUGUCGGAGGCGAGGCCCUCAAGAGAGCGCUGCAGGCUGACGCGGACAGACAGGCCGGAGGCAAGAGAGGUUCUGGUGCUGUUGGCCUCGGUUCGUCGACCAAGAGCGCCGACCGGUAUGGGUCCGGCGGGUGGGAUGGAGCGGCAUCGGAGGCGGCGGCGGUGGGCGUGGGGGAUGAGGUGUCGGUGGAGAUCUCGCCGAAUACGUUCGACCGUAACAAGAGGGUGGUGGAGAGACACUCACAGGGCAUGCUCGUCAACGGCGUCUCCGUCGAACGCGCGGACCUCGCCCCUACCCCCGGACUCGUCAUGCACGGCUCCGGAGACGAUGCCCCGGCCCUGUGGCGGCUGUACACGCGGGCGCCGUACGUGGUUCAGAACGGCCUCGCCUGCGACGUCGUGGUGUGGGCGUCGCAGCCGCUGGCGGAGGAGGGAAACGCCACCCUGGAUACCGUGCUCGAGUCUCCCGGGCCCGCGAGCAGCGGCGGCGGAGGCCUGUCUGCAAGCGCCGGACGUAGCUUGAAGGGCCGCCUAUCGCUGAAAAAGCUCGGGUUGAGCCCCAAGAGAGACAGCGACGGCUCCGCGAGGCCCCGCUCCUCCGCCUCGUCCGGCUCCAAGUUCAGGUUCACCCCCAAGUCUUGGAAGAAGGGCUCCGGCGGCGCACCGUUCCGCGAAGGCGGCGGCGAUGGUAGCGGUAGCGGCGGUAGCGGCGGCGCGGAAGAGGUUAGCAAGCUCGACUCGGAUAGCGACGACGACGAGGACGACGAGGACGACGAGGUUACGACGGACGACACGGACACGGACCUCGAGCAGCACGACGAGGAGGAGAUGGAGAUGGAGGAGCAGGAGCUGGAUCGGCUGUCGGCGAUAGGCGCCGCCAGCGGCGGCGGCGGCGGCGGCGGUGUUGUUGUGGCCGGAGCGGGGGCAGGAGGGCCGCCGAACAACGGCAGGGUGAUGUGGGUGCUCAAGAGCGGCGAGGAGGCCAAGCUGGAGGGCAUGGACCCGACCCGGCACCUGCGACUGAGGGUCGGCUUCGCCCCGGCGGAUGGUAGCUCUUCCUGCAGUGACUUCUGCAAGUCGUAUAUCAUCGAGGCCAAGCGACACACGAACCGCACGCUGCUCAACAGGAUGAAGUCGAAGGAGGCGGUGUUCUCGCACGGGGCGCGGGGGUCCGGUGGGGCGAGAAGGCCCGAAUUCAAGUUUGGGGCGGUUUGGGAACACACCCCCGGGAAUAGGCACAUCCACCUUUACUCCAAGGUAUGGGUGCUCAACAAGACGGGCGUGUCUCUCGCCUACCGCGCCAGCAUCCCCACGAAGGAGGACGACCGUAAGGAGAAGGUCUUCGUACGCCGGCCCUACAACGCGAGCUACCGCACGGACGGUGACACCAUGCUCUUCUCCAGGUACAUGACUGGCGCCAAGAGGUGCAAGAGCUUCGGAGGCGGGGACAAGACCGGCGGAGGCGGUGCCACCGCCAGCGAGAUCGGCGGCGAGGCCGGCUUCCCUCUCAUGCUGACGUGCCGCGCCAACACCCUCCAGACGAUGCCGUACGCCAUGGCCGACUCUGCCGUGGGGGCUGCUCUCCUCCUCUCCGAGACCCGCUCCUCCAAGUCGGAGCAGCCGCUGCCGUGCCUGACCGUCCCCGCCGCUGAUGAUGCCGAUGCCGAUGCCGAUGCCGGCGGCGGCGGCGGCGCUGAGUCCUCCUCCUGGCCCCUGUACUGCGACUACCCCCCGGCGAGAGUGAGGCUGCCAGAAGAGGUGGUUUCCGAGCGGAGGAGGAGGGUGCACCUGCUGACGCUGCGCUCGGACACUGGGUCGGUCACCUUCACGCCCUCGAGAGACUGCAGGGUCUACAUCGGCUUGGACAAGCGCCUGCUAGCGGCCGACCCGGGCCCCCCGAAGUGGCUCGCCCUCCAGGGCUUCGAGCGCCGCGAGGGCCUGGACGUGUCCGUCACGGACGUACAGCCCGCGGACCUCGCCCCCCAGGGCUUCGGCCUCUACUCGCGCUUCUGCCGCGGGCUGUCGGUGGUGCCGCUGGGGCAGAACCUGGACCACGACGGCGACGGGGUCUCGGAGAGGAGGGGGGGCCCCGCGGCGAUGUACUUCGUUGUGGUGGUCAGGGUCCCCGAGAGCGAGGCGGUCGGGGAGGUCGACAUCGGACCCGUGGCGAUGCACCGCUCCGUCGGCAAGAUUUUCGACAUGCGCGAGCACCACCGGUGGAGGAUGAAGCCGAACUUCAAGCCAGGGGACCCGUGCUACACCGACAGGCCGUCCAGCGAGAACACGGUGACGGGGCUGCCAGAGAAGCUGCGGGGCCUCAAGCUCAUGGCGGCGACAGCAGCUAGCUCCGGCGAAGGGGGGUACGACGGGGACACCGAACGGGCUAGCAGCUCACCCGGAGGAGGGCGGCGAAAGGGGCCGGCGGCGGGAGGGGGGGGCGGGAGCGGGCCAGGAGAGGAGGGGGAGGGCGGAGGCGGGAGCGGGCAGGAGGAGGAGAGAGACUGGCACGGGACGAGCAGCGACGCGUUUGAGAUCGCUGUGGCCGUCUUGAAGCUCGAGCUAGCGCGGGCCGUGAUGUCGGACAGCGUGUACCUCGCCCAGCUGGCGCCCGAGUGCUUCCACGAGGUGGUGGCCCGCGUCGCCCGCAAGGCCGAGCCCGAGCGGUACCCCCUCCUGUUCCCGCUACACCUCGUCCGCGGGGCCCCCGAUGCAGAGGAGGAGACGGAAAAGUUUUUUAGCGUUGGCGGCGGCAUCAGCGGUGGCGGCGGCGGCGGCAACAGCGGCGGCGGAAGAGCCCAAUCCGAAGAAGCGGUGAAUGGCGAGAGGGCCAGGGCGGGAGGGGUGGGGCAGGUCGGUCGCUGUGUUGGGCCGAGGUGGGGCCGGUGGGUGCACCCGACGCACCUCUUCCACGAGUGCGUGUCCUCGGGAAAGCUGACCACGGCGGCGUGGUACCUGCCCCUCAUCAGAGAUGACGUCGCUUACGAUGCCGCGCAGAGGCACGUCGGGCCGAACGGCCCCCUGUCGGAGGAGGAGCGGUCGCGCCUGAUGCCGUUGGAGAUGUGGGCCGUCACGGGGGAAGGGUGGCCCUACGGCCUCAGCCACGCGCUCUCCUGCGUGUUGCUCCUCGCCAGCCUCUCCUCGAACCAGCACGCCUUCCUCCCCGAGGUGUGGCUCUUCGCACGCAAGCGCGAGCAGUCCGCGCCGCACCACCACCACCACCACAGCCACAGCCACCGUCACCGCCGUAGCAGCAGCGCCGUCGCGUCACCCGCGGCUGGCGACGGCGGCGCUGGCGUCUCCGACGACCGUUGGUGGACGAUGGGGCAAGGCGCCGCGAUCGAGGCUCUCCUCACGAGGGACGUGUCGAGGAGACAGGUCGCCGGCGGCGCCGAGGCGAUGCUGAGGCGCACCAGCAGCGACAACCGAUUCCGUAGGGGAAGCGUUGGCGGCUUGGGGUGGGCCGUCGGUGGGACGGGGUGGGGUAGCAGCGCCGGGGGAGAGGCGAAGGGGAUCCCGAGGUCUCCGGUGUCGAGGGCGGCUUUGGAGGGCGGGCGGGGGACCCACUUCGGAAGGACGUCGGCGCUAAGGCUGCGCGCGCUUCGAAGGCCGGGUAGACUCGGCGACGCGGACGCGGACAGCGCCGACGAUACGGGGGACGAGUCGCCAUUCCCGACCGAAGGCGGCGAAGAAGAGCCGCCCGAGAGACGAGAAUCGUCGUCAACGAUGCCGCCACAGCGGCCGGAGGUCGAGAGCACGCGGUUGUAUCACCUGCCCCUGACGAGGGACGCGGCUUCCGUCGUCUCUCGCUUCAUGUGGAAGGAGCUCAACGAGCUCCGGGUCAAGGUGGUGCUGCGGGCGUUCCAGUCCCUUGCGUGCAGCACCGCCGCGCGAGAGGCCGGGCUGGAUGCUGGCCAAGUCCUCGCCGCCCUGUCGCCCGCAAGACGGUCGAUGGUGGGCAGCUUGCACGGCUCGCCCGUGGAGACCUUUGCCGGUCUCCUGGUUUCUCUCGCGGAGGGGGACAAGAAGGUGAAGGCGAACAACAUGGCGAGCUUCCAGACCCUCCAGAGGUCGAGGGUGCUCGUGUGCUUCGACUCCCGUGCCCCCAAGCCCCCGUCGUGGCUGGCCGCUCGGGGCUUCGCCUUCCAAGACGACCUGCACCUGUCGAUCGACCCGGCGGGGACGGGCACGAACGGCUACAAGGUCUACGCCAAGAAUUUCAUAGAGGGCGCCGAGGUCAAGCUUGGCGGCAACAAGGCCUCGGGCGCCAAGCGCAUGUACUUCGUCCUCGUGCACGCCACCGGGGACCAGCAAGGCCGCAUCUCCGCCCCGCCGGUCCUCCCAACGCCGAUGCCCCUCGCGCCGCCGUCGCCGGCGAACGCUGCCGCCGCUAACCCCGACCCUUUCGGGGACAGCGGCGGCGUGGUGGCGGUGCCCUCGCCCGCCGCGGCGGCGGCAGCCGGAGCCCGCACCAGCGGUAGGUUAAGCGGGACUACGCGGAAGGGCGGGGUCUUCGUGGAGUCACACGACGACCAGGUGUUCCGGUUCUGGGACGACAAGGUCAGCGGGAAGCUCGUACAGACGCCGCUCGACCUGGACCGGCAGGGACGCGGGUGGUGUCAGCCGUUCGCGACGGACGCCGUCAAGACCUCCGGUCAGGCCAAGUCGCCGGCCGGCGUGUUCGGGGUGACGGUCGAGGCCCUCUCGGGCGCCUUCCUCAAGACCCGCGUGGUUACCGUUUGGCCCAGGUUCGUGAUCCGCAACAACCUCGGCCGCAAGGUCGGGGUCCUGUCCACCGUCGAGCCGCCGCCGAAGCGGGGCAAGGACCACGGGCAGAGUAUCGCCAGGGUUACCGAGAUGUUCAAGGUUUCCGUUGGGACCCUGGCCCAGCUGGCCGCGCCAGCCGGACAGCAGCAGCAGCAGCAGCAGCAGCCGGAAACGCCACCGCUCGCGGACAGCUCUUCUGCCGUGCUGUCACCAGGCACGCCGCCCGUCACCGAAAUCCCGGGGUCUUCGUCGGCCCCGAACAGUAGUUCCUCCGGCGGAGAUGGCGGCGGGGGAGGGCCGACGUCGGCCGCGCGGCAGCGAGCGCUGUCGGCCCUGUCGGCCUCGGUCCGGCCGCAGCUGGAGCUACUCGGGGACCUGAGCCGGGCGGUCGGGCAUGCGGAAGCCGCGUUGGUGUCGGCCUCGCUGCUACGGGAUAUGGCAGGGGCGACGGCAAUACUAGGGAGCGCUUCACAGCCCCUGCGUGUGGGAUACGGGCACUUCAUUGCCAACCUCCUGGAACAGAUCAAGCUUGCCCGUACGACAGCGGUGGCGGCGACGGCGACACAACCACCGCCAAAACCUGCGGAUAACCGCGCCACAGCGGAAAAGGGGGAAGGAGCCGGGAAGAAUCCACCCGGAAGUUCUGACCGGUUGAACGGCGACGCCGGUGUGCCGGCCGCGGCGGCAUCGGUAUCGGGCGGCGCGGCAGCCGGAGCGAUGGCUCUGAUCGGCCUGCAGCGCUUCGGCGGGAAGUGCGUCAGGGCUCUAGCCGAGGGUGCGGCCUAUGCAUAAGAGACUGGGAGGGGGUGUGGGCGUACUCAUGCGUUGCACUGCCUUUGGUGUUAGACCACGCGUCCUCGAGAGAAGAGGGAGGGGAGGUGGUGCCAGGGCUUGACAAGGGAAAAGGAGUGCGUUGGGUACCCUUCUUUUGGGCUCCUGCUCCUCGUUGGCAUGUGAUGGGACUGACGGGGGGGGCAGGAGUCAACGUUAUCGCAUGCGCGAUGAGCGUGCCGUCUCAGAUGUGUGGUGGAGCAGGCUUGAGAUUUUUGCAAAUUUUUGAGACAAUUCUUGU
This is a messenger RNA of Ectocarpus siliculosus, 9529 nucleotides long. NCBI's taxonomy places the organism in Eukaryota, Phaeophyceae, Ectocarpales, Ectocarpaceae. The record is from the annotation of a GenBank genome assembly.